Aspergillus vadensis CBS 113365 is the source of this 1877-nucleotide messenger RNA. RefSeq names its product inositol phosphosphingolipid phospholipase. The transcript has a single exon. The coding region runs from base 133 to 1566 and encodes 477 amino acids. Gene Ontology annotation, cellular component: cytoplasm. The record is from RefSeq and is a predicted model, not a curated record. Lineage: Eukaryota; Fungi; Ascomycota; Eurotiomycetes; Eurotiales; Aspergillaceae. Gene Ontology annotation, molecular function: sphingomyelin phosphodiesterase activity.
CUCAUCUAUAUCCCCCUUAACCAUCAAAAUCAUCUUCCUUUCUUCUUUCUAUUACCCAUAUAUUAACUCCUAUUAUUCUUACUAUAAUCUCCGAUAUGCUCCUCUAAUUCGACAACACUACAUCAUCCCACAAUGUCUGCCACCUCCGAACCCCCCUCUUCCUCCCCCUCCACCCCCACCCACAUCCGCAUCUUCACCUUAAACUGCUGGGGUCUCAAAUACAUUGCCAAACACCGAAACGCCCGCCUCGCUGAAAUUGGCCGCCAGCUCGCAAUUGCCUCUCCGCCGCCCGAAAUUGUCGGUCUUCAAGAAUGCUGGACACAAGAAGACUACGAAUCCAUCCGUCAGCAAACCCGUCACAUCCUUCCCUACGGCAAGUUCUACUUCGGCGGUAUCUGGGGCGCCGGUCUCGCCAUCCUCUCCAAAUGGCCCAUCGAAGAAAGUAGCAUGUUCGCAUACCCGCUCAACGGGCGUCCCACGGCCUUCUUCCGCGGCGACUGGUACGUCGGGAAAGGCGUGGCAUGUGCGCGCGUCCGCUUCGGACCCGGAGUCCAAGACGUCGCGGAGGUGUUCUGCACGCAUCUACACGCCCCCUACGAGCGAGAACCCAAUGAUUCGUAUAUCUGUCAUCGGACGGCACAGGCGUGGGAAAUCGCGAAGCUUAUGCGCGGGGCUGCGGAGCGCGGACAUCUAGUCAUCGGUCUGGGCGACUUCAACAUGCUACCGUCAUCGUUCGCGCAUCAAUUGAUCCAGGCACAUAGCCCCGUCCGAGAUGCAUGGCAGGUCCUGCAUCCGGAUUCGUCGGUCGGCGCGGCCAUUGACCCCGUCGAGCAGAAACGGGGCAAGCCCAUACCUUCAGCGGAAUACAACCUCACGGAGAACGGCGCCACCUGCGAUGGAAAGUUCAAUACCUGGCGGUGGUCCAAAGAAGACCAGAAGCGCCUCGAGAAAGGCCAAGACAUCGUCGUCGACAAAGAUGCCCCAUGUCCCAAAGGCAAACGCCUCGAUUACAUCUUCGUCGGAGACGGCAACUACCCCCCGUUAUACCCGGCACCGCGCUGGUCCGUCGAAUCGACCCGACUCUCAAUGACAGAGCGACACCCCACCCUCCGCUGCUCCCUGAGCGACCACUUCGCCGUCGAGGCAGUUAUCACCCGCAUCCCAUCAGAGAAAGCCGCCAACGACACCAGUAUUACCCACCAUUCUUCAGCCCCCAACGCCGCCCUCACACCCGAUACCUACGACCGCAUCAUCGACAUGAUCCACACGUACGUCCGCCGUGAGCGAUCACAGCGCCGGUGGCGCGUAGCGCAUUUCCUAGCCUCGGUGAUAAUAUCCAUUGGCUGCUUCAUUGGAGUGUGGUGGACAGGCGACCACCUACCAUACGUAGCAUUCAUUUUGGUUCUGAUGAGCACAUUGAGUUUUGGAGCGGGAAUCUUGGAUGGGUUGAUUGGCGGGCUGUUUAUGUCCAGUGAGUUGCGCGCAUUGAAGGAGUUUGAGUGGGAGGUGAGGAAUGCGAAGAUGAUUGCUGAGGCGGCUGGAGGAAAAGGGGAGAAGGUGGAGUAGGUGCGUGCUUUUUGGAAAAUUGGGCUACAUUGGGUAUAGUGAGUUUUUGUGUAUAUGUAUAGUAUAGUAUGUAAAUUUGGAAAGGAAUGAAUGAGAUGGUGUAUAUGCUUGGAUGACAGUAUGAGUAGGUAGGUAGUUGGGUCUAUGCAUUCUUUGUUCAAGUUGUGCAUCUUAUGCAUGUAUGCAUGCAUUCAUGUGCCGGGGGUACUGGCUUAGCGCCAUACAAGUAUCCAGACCGAUGUCUAUCUACGUAGGUCUACUACCCUACAAAUUCAUAUAAAAUAAUGAUAGACAAGCAAUAGUCAUAUUGA